AUGGCUUCGGAAGAAAGAUCUCGCGCCCGGAGAAUGGACAAGGCAAGAAAGAUGCCACUGCGAGACGCAGCAUCCCAGCAGUCCGAGCUCGGCCCCACCCGCUCCGCCCCGCCCCCGGCCUCGCGCCGCCCCUCGCUCUCCCAGGCCACCGGGGCUCGCGGGGCUCGCUGCCCAUCACCCUCAGGCCCGACCGGAGCUGCGCCGCAGCUGCCCGUGGCGCGACGACAAAGUCCAGGCCUCUGCUCCUACGGGCCCUCGGAUGGCGCUGCGAACAACGACAGCCGCGAAGCCCGCAGGCCCAGUCCGCCGCACCUGCCGAGGCCCCAAGCUGCCCGGACCCGGCCCGACGCCUUCGGCUCCCUCCCUCAAAGGCCCGCGCCUCCCGCCGCCCGCCAAUUCCGGUUGCCCCAAACUCAACCGACCCCCUCCCCGCCUCAGCGCCGUCCCCGAGCCCUCUUCCGGCCCAGCCGGCCCCCGGCCGCGCGCCCCCGUUACCGGGAAUAUGGCGGCGGCGGCGGCGAGUCUGGACUAGGCCCGAAGCGCGCGAACCGCUCUCGGCCCCAGGUCCCGCCCCCCCCCGCCGCCGGCGUCACACGCACAGUCACUUCCGCCAUACGCGAGGACGCAUCUUCCUGCUCAAGUCUUCGGCGCCGCUGUCUGCGGCACUGGUGUUCGAAAGUAUCCGGAAGUGGCCGGGCCAUAGGCCUUUGA
This is a messenger RNA of Cervus elaphus (red deer), 711 nucleotides long. RefSeq names its product basic proline-rich protein-like. Bases 1 to 711 code for a protein of 236 amino acids. NCBI's taxonomy places the organism in Eukaryota, Metazoa, Chordata, Mammalia, Artiodactyla, Cervidae. The record is from RefSeq and is a predicted model, not a curated record. The transcript has 3 exons.